Messenger RNA from Xyrichtys novacula (pearly razorfish), 2372 nucleotides. The record is from the annotation of a GenBank genome assembly. Lineage: Eukaryota; Metazoa; Chordata; Actinopteri; Labriformes; Labridae.
AUGCUGAAGGCAAAGACAGCUUUCUUAUUGCGUCAAAAAUCAUGCUGCAACCCAUUUGGUGAUUAUGUCAAACCAAAAACGGCUGGGUUGAGGGCUAUAACAAGGAAAGCUAUCGCAAAUCAUCCUGACUUAAACUUAAGGUUGGGACAGAAGAUUUGUGACAUUUGCCGAAAGAAAAUGAUGAAAACUCAUGUAGAAACAGUUGAUCAGGAAAAGUCCCCAACCACAGACAGCAAUGAUACUAUUGAUGCUGACAAAUAUUCUCCAAAGCCUGGCUGCUCUGAAGACUCUGAAUAUCUUUCCCAGAGGGCUGAAUUGAGCAUUUUAAACCAGUCACUGCAAUUAAUUGGAGAAUCACCUGUACGGACCAUAACACGAAAAAGAGAGAGUGACAAGUAUCUAAAGAUGAAAUCAAAGAAAAUAGAUGAUACUGUGAAAAAAAGACUGGAAUAUGCUACAGGGAAAUCAACAAAACUCCAGGAUGCAGAAGUGGAAAUGAUUGAGCAACUCAAGGAUAAGUUCCAAUAAACUAAACAGAAAAGUGAAAAGGUACAAGUCCUCACUUUUCUCCCUAAGAGCUGGACAGUAGCUGAAAUCAGGGAGGAGUUCAACGCAACAAACUACAUGGUGAAGAAAGCAAAGGCAUUAGUAAAAGAGGAGGGCAUUCUAGCAAUGCCUAACCCGAGGUCCGGGAAAGUAUUAUCAGAGAUGACUGAGGAUAUGGUACAAGCAUUCUAUUUGUCCGAUUCAGUGAGCCUGACAUGAAAGACUACAUUUCUGUCACUGUGGAUGGAAUAAAGCAACAUGCGCGAAAGCAUCUCAUGCUUUGCAACCUACAUGAAGCAUAUGAAUUCUUUAAAGAAUUACAUCCUGACGUCAAAGUUGGAUUCUCCAAGUUUGCUGAACUCCAUCCAAGGCAAUGUGUUUUAGCAGGUUCCAGUGGGACACACUCAAUUUGUGUGUGUACAACACACCAGAAUAUAAAGCUCAUGUUCACUGGAUGUAAGUCAGACUCUGUGACCAAGGGUGAGUUCAAGCACUACCGUCACUGUCUUGCUGCUAUUCAGUGCAAUCCACCUCGCAUUGAGUGCUUUUUCGGCAAAUGUUUGCAGUGUCCAGGAACAGACAGGCUAAGAGAGAAACUUGAACGAAAUAUGCAAGAAGACAUGAUUGCUCAAAUUCAGUACAAACAGUGGACAUCAACAGAUAGGUCAAACCUAGAAACGAGGGUCCAGACAGUUCCGGAGUUCAUGGAGUCUUUCGAAAGCAGCCUUUGUAAACUUUUGCUCCAUGACUUCAUUGCAAAGCAGCAAGUGUCUUGCCUUCAAAGUCUGAGACGUAAUCUGGAGCCUGGUGUCAUCCUGGUCAUCGCAGACUUUGCGGAGAACUAUAGCUUUGUAGUACAGGAUGCAUCUCAGUCAUUCCAUUGGAACAAUCUCCAGGCUACAAUCCAUCCGUUUGUUUAUUAUUACAAGAGUGAUGAACAAGACUCACCUGUACAUAACAAUCUCGUCAUCAUUUCAGAAUGCAAUAUUCAUGACACUGUUGCAGUUCACCUUUACCAAAAACAGCCUGUUCAGUUCCUUACCAACAGUAAUGGACAGAGCCCUAGAAGGAUUUGCUACUUUUCUGGUGGCUGUGCUGCACAGUACAAGAAUCGGAAAAACUUCAUCAAUCUGUGUCACCAUGAGGAAGACUUUGGCAUACCAGCUGAAUGGCAUUUCUUUGCGACCUCUCAUGGUAAGGGACCAUCUGAUGGACUUGGAGGGACAAUAAAAAGGUUAGCAGCCAGGGCUAGUCUACAAAGACCAUAUGAAAACCAGAUCACCACCCCUCAACAGCUUUUUGAAUUUGCACAGUCAGAGCUGAAGAACAUCAACUGCCAAUUUGUGAGCACUGAACAGUACAAGCAGGAGUCUCAAAUCCUGAAGGACAGGUUUGAAGUUGCUCGCACAAUUCCUGGCACCCAGAAAUUACACUACUUCUGUCCGAUAUCGAAGGAGAGAGUCAGAGUCAAAACAUUCUCAUCUUCUGAUGAAUACAGGGAUGAGCAUAUUAGUUUAACACCAGCGGUCAGCAGCGUCUCAGCCAUAAAUGGCUAUGUCACAGUGGCAUAUGACAACCUGUGGUGGCUUGCAUGUGUGAAAGAAAGCAUAUCAGAAAGCCAUGAAUUGCAGGUUACCUUCCUCCAUCCACAUGGACCAGCCAAAUCGUACACAUUCCCUGAACCACCUGACAUUCUGACAAUUGACUAUCAUGAUGUACUCACAUCAGUUCAUCCAGUCACUGCCACAGGAUGCACAUAUUCUGUUUCUGAUAAAGAGACUAAGGCUGCUAUGCCUGCCCUGAAAAAAAAAAAACUAAGGGCCUAA